This is a messenger RNA of Camelina sativa (false flax), 595 nucleotides long. RefSeq lists its product as uncharacterized. The record is from RefSeq and is a predicted model, not a curated record. NCBI's taxonomy places the organism in Eukaryota, Viridiplantae, Streptophyta, Magnoliopsida, Brassicales, Brassicaceae.
GAAGAGUGUGAGAUAGUCUCUCUAUCUUCACCCUCCAUGAAACUCAAAACCCUAUUCUUAAACCUUAUCACACACGCUCUUUAUCGUCUUUUACGGUAUCUCUCCCGAGCCAAAUCCAUUCUUAUCGAGAUAUCUAAACACAACAAGAAGAGGUUGUUCAUGAUGAUGUUUUAUUCAACAAAGUCAUCCAUCAAUCAACACAACAUCUUCUUCGGAUCCUCCAAUGUAGUCCCUGACCCUGAACCUUUCCCUUUAUCUCUUCAUGGUCAUGAAGAUGAAGAAGAUAAUCAUGAGUCUCAGUACCUCGAGUGGCUAGAAGGGAGGGUCGAUGAAAACAUUAACAUUAAUGGGGUUGAGGAGGUAGAUAUUGGUACUGAUGAUAUUAAUCAUUUGGCAGAUAUGUUCAUCGCGAGGUGUCAUGAGAAGUUCUUGCUGGAGAAGGUUGAGUCUUACAGGAGAUUCCAAGACAUGCUUGCGAGGAGUUUGUGAGAAUUGGAAAUAAGAGCGACGACAAAGAGUUUGUUUUUAUUUUGUUUCACAAGUAAUUCUUGUUUGAAGGAUAUGUCUUAGUUUGCGAAAUGUUUAUCUUGAUUCA